Molecule: messenger RNA, 1374 nt
Organism: Clonostachys solani
Lineage: Eukaryota; Fungi; Ascomycota; Sordariomycetes; Hypocreales; Bionectriaceae
Source: the annotation of a GenBank genome assembly
AUGCACCACCAACAACCAUUGGUCAACAUCUUCGAGGCAUCUCUGUAUUACGAUUACACCAGCCCAGAAGACACGCUGGGUUUAUCUUUGGCCGGCGAUCCCCACGCGCCAGUGCCCGUUUCCCCGUUCACAUUAAACGACUGUGAGGAAGCUGGGGAGGUCGCUACCUCUCCCGGUGCGGACACUGAUUUAAGCCCUUACCAGCCGCUCAGGAUCAUGACUCCGAGCGGACUACUUAAGGAUCGCUUAUUUCAUCAUUUCAUAAAUACCCUUUCCCUCAGUUUGUAUCCUGUGGAACCGGUCCGAAACCCAUAUAGAAAAGUGUAUGGGUCGCUCGCAAUCGAAUGUAAACCAUUGCUGGACACCAUCUUAUUUGCGUCCGGUUUGCAUCUCUCCAAACUAGGACAUCUGGAAAAUGACACGCUGAAAGAAUUUCGAAUGGAAAUCAAGAGCUCGUUCCGAGAAGCCUUGAAAAGGGGCCGAGGGUUUUGGGCCCUCGGAUUGACCGUGAUGCUCUCGAUUAUAUUCGAUGUGAUCGGGACAGGACUCGAUUCGUGGAGCUUGAAACUUAUUGGCUGCAGGCGGCUGUUGAAACUCGGGCUAGCCGAGGCAAUGGGCGAUGUCGAAACAGACAAGAAAUGCGUACUGAUGCAGUUCAACUGGAUGGCAACAAUGGGCCGGACGCUACUUCUUGGCAUUGAGCCGCUGGAAUCACUCGAGGAAAUCAAGUGCAUCGACGGAGAUGAGGUUUGUGAGAAAUCAGGAGGAACGAUCGACAUGUCUUUUCAUCAGUCUUACUGGUGGGCUAAUAUGCCUGACUGGAAGAUGCACAUGCUUCUACGUGAAUCUGCUGAUCUUGCUGUGAAAAUUCACAAAAUCAGGAUGGUUGGCGGUAGCACUGAUCAGCUUCUGUCCGCCACCUUGAAUGUAGCUGAACUUUUGGAUAAAAUCAAGAAUUGGCACCCUGACAUGUCGUCUGUCUCGUCUGAAUACAUGAACUCGGUUCAUCACUUUAACGAGAUAUGGAGGCUCGGCCUGCUGUGCUACAUAUAUCACGACAUCUAUGCUCUCAGUUCGGAUGAUCACCGAAUACAGGACGUGUUAAAGAAGUCGCUAGAAAGUUUGCAGAAUUUAUCAUGGCUCCAAGCAUGCAUGUGGCCUGUUUUCAUGCUCGCAGUCCACGCUAAGACUGUAGAGAGCAGAGAUAUAUAUCGGGAUGGGCUGAUGAGAAUGCACACCUCUCUAGGCUUUCAAGCACCUCUGUCUUUGGUCCUCGUUCUGAACAAGAUCUGGGACUGUAUUGAUGAAAGGGGCUGGAGGCCAUGGAAGGAUGUGGUGAAAGAAUUGGGUCUGGAAUUGAAUAUCUUGCUAUAG